CCCGGGCGGUAGAGGGUUGCGGCGAGCGUGCGGGAUGAGUGGGUCCCUGGGCAGGGCGGCGGCGGCUCUGCUCCGCUGGGGGCGUGGCGCGGGCAGCAGCGGCCUGGGGGGCCCGGGCGUGCGGACGGCGGGAUCGGGAGCGGGCGGCGCCUCGCCCGAGCAGCUGGACGCGCUGGUGAAGAAGGACAAGGUGGUGGUCUUUCUCAAGGGCACACCGGAGCAGCCCCAGUGCGGCUUCAGCAACGCGGUGGUGCAGAUCCUGCGGCUGCACGGUGUGCGGGACUACGCGGCCUACAACGUGCUGGACGACCCCCAGCUCCGGCAAGGCAUUAAAGACUAUUCCAACUGGCCAACCAUCCCGCAGGUGUACCUCAACGGCGAGUUUGUGGGCGGCUGCGACAUUCUCCUGCAGAUGCACCAGAACGGGGACCUGGUGGAAGAACUGAAAAAGCUGGGGAUCCGCUCCGCCCUUUUAGACGAAACGAAAGACCAGGACUCGAAGUGAGGCGGCGGGUCCCCCGCACAGAGGCCGCGCCGUGGGAGAGGGAGCCGCGGGGGUCGCACCCUGGCCGCUGCGGAGAGGCCUCACCGAGCCGGCUUUCCCUGCUCAGGCGCUGCUCGGACUCCUCCAGGGUGUGAGCAGUCGGGAGAUUUUAGUGUGUCUGAUGUUCGGGGCUAGGAAGAUGCUGUCGUGAAUUUAAUUAUAACCGCUGCGCUGUAAUAAUUCAAGGUCGUGUUAUCAUCUUGAUGUAAACAGAAUUUGUUCUCAUAUAGUGAUUUGCUCUUUGCCUGACUCAGGAGUAAAACUAGGAGGUUUUGAAUCAUGAUUAUCACUCGUGAGUCCUCUGCCAAUGUGUCAGUCUCGGAAGAUCACAUGUCCCCCCAAAUUUUUGUAACUUGUUCUGUUAAGAAAAAUUGAUGGGCAAGGAAGAGAACAUGAUAACUGGGGUGUCGUUUUUUAAAAUAAACGGCCAGGGAUAGAGCGCGUCGAGUCGUUAAUUCUGAACAACAGUAAGUCGGUUUGUAGUCUUUCCUGCUGCUACAG
Molecule: messenger RNA, 1045 nt
Organism: Pteronotus mesoamericanus
Lineage: Eukaryota; Metazoa; Chordata; Mammalia; Chiroptera; Mormoopidae
Gene: GLRX5
Product: glutaredoxin 5
Exons: 2
Coding region: 35-505 (156 amino acids)
Cellular component (GO): mitochondrial matrix
Source: RefSeq, a predicted model, not a curated record